Macrosiphum euphorbiae (potato aphid) is the source of this 822-nucleotide messenger RNA. Lineage: Eukaryota; Metazoa; Arthropoda; Insecta; Hemiptera; Aphididae. The record is from the annotation of a GenBank genome assembly.
AUGGAAAAUACUACGACGCGGUCUUACGGGAAGACACCAACCCUUUCGUCGGACUUCACCACUCACGCCAUGGCCCUUUUACGACAGCGGCAUAAUUCCUCACCGAUCAGCCAAAGUCCAAAGCUCGACAGCAGCCUGAAGUUCAAAGAAAUCCGGCGAAUCAAACAUGAAAUAUACGAUACCUUUCCUGAUUGCUACGUCGAUUGGGUAGAGAGGGUCAACUUUCCGGAGAUGUAUGGUAUGUACUUGUUGCGCAAAGAGGAAAUGCAGUCGGAAAACGGCGGAGCGGACGAUGUAAAGGAAAUAUUGCUAUACCACGUGACCACCAAGUCCAGGGCCAUGAAGUCGCUGAAGAGCGGACUCGACUGGCGCCUUACUCGGCGCUCCAGAUACGGAUGUGGAGUGUCAUUUAGUGAAGACGCCGAGUACGCCGACAAAUAUGCGGACAGUUCAACCCGCCAAGAUAAACGAGUUAUCAUGAUAUGCUCCGUGCUCAUGAAAGAAACAUACGUGGUCAACCACAAAUUGAACGAGGGAAACAAUUUGAUUGUACCACCCGGCACGGCCGACACAACAGUGAGCAGUAAUGGUAAUGUCUAUGUCAAGUACAAUGACUUUGACUUCUAUCCCCUGCAUUUGGUGCACUACUCCUAUCAGUCAGAUUAUGAUGACUACGAUGAGUACUAUGGCGGCGAUGAGUAUUAUGGCGGCGAUGAGUACUAUAACAACAAUGAGUACUAUGACAACAAUCAGUACUAUGACAACAAUCAGUACUAUGACAACAAUGAGUACUAUGGUUACGAUGAUAAUUAUUAUUAUUGA